Molecule: messenger RNA, 1467 nt
Organism: Episyrphus balteatus (marmalade hoverfly)
Lineage: Eukaryota; Metazoa; Arthropoda; Insecta; Diptera; Syrphidae
Exons: 5
Coding region: 449-1306 (285 amino acids)
Source: RefSeq, a predicted model, not a curated record
AAAGAAUUCAAAAGUAUCUUUAAACAAAGUUAGUUUAUUUUUAAUAAUUUUUUUCUCUCAGCAAAUCGGGAGUUAAAUGGGUUAGCACUUAAGUGGGUUUUACUGUACCAAAAUAUAUGAAAAUGUAUUCUUCCAAAUAACUUUUCAGUCAUUUGAUACCUAUUUGAUGUGAAAAAUGGGCCCAAAUCGCUAUUUUUUAGACCAAAUUACCGCACUGUGUGCCAAUAAGACAUGUUAUAGGCAAUUGAAAUGUCCCUUCACUUCGCACUUUCUUCUAAAUGCUUCACAUAGCCUAAAAAUAGGUAAAGUAUACAACGGAAAUUUCUCAUAAAAAGUAUUUUUAAAGUAUGACUGUGACUUGUAUUUUUUUUCUUUUAUUCACCUUUUCACUUUCUUAAUACUUUUUGUUUUUUUCUACUUUUUUUUUCAUAUCGUUCCAGCAGAUGAGAUGGUCGACUUGAGUUUAGUUAAAACUGAACUCAUUGAAGAUGAUUACAGUGAAUACAAUAUGUGCAAUCCCUUGGACUUUGUUAAAACAAAACUAGAACCACCAACACCAUCAAGAUCAAGAGAUAAUAAUAGUUUCAAAACUCCACGAUCAGCUCCAAGUCAAAAACGCAAAAAAAUGUACACCCCCCGUAAGCAUUGGCAAAAUUCUCUAAACACAUCAUUGCCAACUACGAUGAAUAUGGAUCAAAGUGGACGUUCGAUAAUGAUAAAUAAUGAAGUAUUUCAUCGAUCGCAAUUGUAUAAAGAAACUCUUACGUUGGGACAGAGAAUUGCCAUAGCAAGAAUUUUAAGCGCAAUCGAAUCCCUACGGUCACUUAUAAUUGCUAACAUGAAUGAAACAAAACUUCUCCGUGCAGACAUAGAAAAGCUUAAAACCAAAUACGGAGCUACUCCGGAGAGUGAAUUGAUUGAAGUUGUACCAUGCGUUCAAGUUUUAGAUAUUCCAUGCGAUACACUUGAUGGUUUCUUGGCAUUUGAGGCUAAACUUCAAGAUGAUAUGCCAACAUAUUAUGCUUUGGAAAGUUUACUAAACAAAAUGCCAUACAUAACAUUGCAAAAAUAUUUAAGUGGUUGUCUGAGAUACUGUAUUGCUGAUCCAGUGGCAAAAAUAUGCUCAUGGGACGGAAAGAAUAACAAUUUCGCAGUUGGAGAAUUCACGUUGAUGAGUAUAAUUUCAGAAUGUGCACGAAAGAAAUUCCCGGAAACAAGAACUUGCGACAUCGUUACAGUAAUGAGAAAAUGGUUCCAUUACGCCAAGGAUCGUACUCGUAAGAAGAAGAAGAAAAAUACUUCGUAAUUUUUUUUUUUUUGCAAAACAAAAAUGUCUUUUUCAUAAGCAUUUCAAUUUUUAAUUUUUAAAUUGGUGGAACUUAUAAGUUUCCUUUUUUUUCUUAUUCCUUAUCAACUACUUUUUGUGAAUUAUGUUCUUACUUUGUUCAAAUAAAUUUGUUUCAUUAU